This is a messenger RNA of Exophiala dermatitidis NIH/UT8656, 4185 nucleotides long. RefSeq lists its product as uncharacterized. The record is from RefSeq and is a predicted model, not a curated record. Gene Ontology annotation, cellular component: cytoplasm. The transcript has 2 exons. Lineage: Eukaryota; Fungi; Ascomycota; Eurotiomycetes; Chaetothyriales; Herpotrichiellaceae. Gene Ontology annotation, biological process: chromatin remodeling. Bases 398 to 3577 code for a protein of 1059 amino acids.
GUUCGUACUGGCUGGAUCUUAUGAUGUGGUACUGUGAUAGCACUCACCUUGGUACAGGUACCUGUAGUGCCAGAUACAAUUCAAGUUGAUUGUUCCAAGGUUCAGAUUGUUACAACUGUACAGUGACGAGUGCCUUGCAUGCGGUGUGGAAGUCCAUUGUACCUUAUGCGGCAUUCGCCACGUCUUGGCGCUCAGCCACGUUCAACAUGAAGUUCAAGUGUGGCUGUGAUUUCGGAAACCACUGGCAGAAUCCGACUUGAUAUCACAACCGCGAGCGAGCAAUUCGUUCCGUACGGCUCCGGACAGAAUUGACGUCGGCAAAUUAUUUCCUCAGUAGUAUGGUUGCUCCAUGAUGCGGUAAGAUUGACUUGGUUGAGCCAGCGGCAGAGUCAUCACGAUGAGCCAGUCUCGGCAAGAGGCGUUCCAGCGGCUACGUCCACCAUGUGUCGAGCUCAGCUCUACUGCGCUCCGCUUCAAGGCGGACCAAGCCUCUGUGAAGGCUGUGCUGCUUGCUCUAGAGCCAGUUCAUGAUGUACUCCAGUCACUGGGGAGCCAGGAUCUUCUCGACGAGCGCCUAGCCGAGUAUGCUUUCUUUCCUCUUACUCAUAUCUUCAAUCAAUCGCGCCGGCUCUCCCCGCAUGUUCUUGAAGUGGCCGUCAGAUGCGUUGAGACUCUAGUCUCCCGUGGAUGGCGGGACAGACUCCUCCCCGAAAUGGCCAGGCAGCUCCUCAUCCUCAUGGGACUUUUGGUCUCCCAAGACUCCAAGGGGCAACAAGAACCUGCUACAGAUGAGCUCAAGACUGCGUCGUUCGACUGCAUACGCGCUAUCAUCGUACAGGUUGGGAGAAGUGGGUCAAAAAUCCUGGAUGAGGUCGGUGACAAGAAUAUCGUGGACCAGCUGGUGUAUCAGCUACUCCAAGCGUUGGCAGAGUCCAGCUCGGAGGAUGUCCAGAUCAGUGCGGCUCAUGCCCUUGUAGAGCUGAUCUCCGCUAUCACCAAUUUUGCUGUUCUUGCUAGCUUGUUACCACGGACCGUCUCUACAUUGGUGAAAGUGUUGCGACCAAGCACCCAAGCCCGCCGUACGCGGAGGGUACUCGUUGCAUACUUAGAGCUCUUGAAGCUGAUCCUUGGUAAGACACUGUCGGACGAAGUCGUCAAGGAGAACGUCGACCAGGGCGGCAAGGAAACGGUAAAAUCCUCAGAUCAGCAGCCUCAGUCCAUACUUGACAAGUCGUGGCUGGACGCAACGACGCCGCAAGUUGACAUAGCACUAGUGCAAGUGGUCAAGCUACGGACACAUGAAGGGGCAGAUGUUGCGCGUGCACUUCUCGAUCUCUGUGUCUUGAUUGUCGAAGAUUGCUCACGGACCCUGGCGCGUUCCGCUCCUCUCAUGGUUGAGACCAUGGUUGUUCUUUGUCGAUCGGCAGACUCUGCCAGGGCGAAUGCGGUUCUGAAACAUCUCCUCACAUCACGCCCCGACAUAGCCGACAUUCUGAGUGGUAAAUUCUAUGACUGGGCCUUGGCUCUCCCGCGAGUGAUGCAAGGUCAUGAUGACCGACCGAAGCAGCAGAUGCUUGGUCAAGUGGCCACUUCAUUCGUGGCUCUGGUAGAUUCCUGGAAUGCAACCGAUGAGUUGAGCUCAAGGAUAGCAGCUACACUCGUCGACAGUGUCUCAGCGGCUAUCGGGCCAACCGAGUCAAAAACAAAGCUUGUCAAUGAAGCCCCUAGCGACAGUAUCUUUGACCUCGUUGAAGGACCGAACCGGCCAGGGGCCGAAUUCAAACCCAUAAUCCUGAGUCACCAGAGCCAGCAAUCCUCUACAAAAGAGCUGUUGAAGUUUGUGGGCAUGCUCAAGUCUCAGACAUUUAGCCAAGGGGUUACACGCAGCAUCAUCAAUCAAACGUUGGAUCCUAAUGUCAAUAGAAGGCUUGCUGCUACAUGGCUAGCUUUGGCCUUUCUUCGGUCGCCUAGCCAGGAUACCAUUGAUAUCGACGAUUUCAUUAAAGACAAUGCCUCACAAUCAGACAUGCAACUCUCAAGACCGUUCCUUGUCUCAGAUUUGUAUGCAUUGACACUGCCGAACCUCCUGCAAUAUGCUGACGCAAAAACUGAAGGCACUGCAGACUGGAGACUAGUGGCGAUGUCGCUGGAAUCUCUGACCCUGCAAGCCUCGCAGCUCGGCCGGUCAUAUCGAAUUGAGCUGAUGGAAACAUUGUUUCCUAUUUUGAUUCUUUUCGGUGACGAAAAUGCCAUACUCCAACACCAUGCAGUCACAGCGUUGAACUUUUUGGCAAGCGCCUGUGAGUAUAAGUCAGCAGCUGAGAUGCUGGUCGACAAUGUCGACUAUCUAGUCAAUGCUGUCGCGCUCCGCUUGAAUGCCUUUGAUGUGUCCCCGGAUAGCCUGCAGGUGAUUGCCAUGAUGAUGAAGUUGUGCGGUGCCAGACUACUGCCACACCUCGAUGAUCUGAUUGGCAGCAUGUUUGGAGCUCUUGACAACUUUCACGGUUAUCCCACUCUUGUCGAAAAUUUGUUUUCCGUUUUGAAAAUGAUGGUUGAGCAGAGUUCGAAGACUCCUGAAGUCCUUGCCAUCAAAUCGAAUAAAGGACCUGAUACAGACGGCGCUAUCGGGGUUCGGCUCUCGGCUGUAGAAGACAUCCUGAGCGACCUUCGAACGCGCCAGGAGCGGAAGAAGAGAUCAGAUCAGGAUAAUGAGGCAAUCACUGCAGCGCCCCAUCGACCGUGGACAAAAGCUGAAGAUGGACUCGGUAAUAAUGGUCCAGAACAAUCUGGGGAUGCUGAGGAUGACGAAGAAAACGAUGGGCCGCUGGAACAUACGAAUGGCGACAAGGAGCCGGCAUUAUCGAAAUCUCAUCAGCUGCUCCUCAACAUUGCUCAAUCAGCAGUCCCUCACAUGUCAUCGCCGUCUCCCAAGGUACGGCUUACCUUACUUCAGCUGCUGGAGGAGGUAUGCCCAGUGCUGGCGCGGGAGGAAAACUCGUUUCUGCCACUGGUGAACACUGUCUGGCCUGCAAUCACCCCACGGCUGCUUACUAAAGACGAGCAAAGCUCAUAUGAUAUGCCCUACACUGUUCAAGCCGCAGCCGACACAAUAUCUACAAUGUGUCGAGCUGCUGGAAGUUUCAUGACCAGCCGCAUCGAGGAGAUCUUUGGCGACUUGGAAGCAUUGUUCAGAAGGGUGUAUUCUACAGUAACAUCAACAAAGACGUCCCGGCAAAAACUUUCAUCUGCGAAUUCGAACCUGGCUGGAUUGGGGAGCGGAGCUUUUCUGGAUGUACGAAAUCUACAACAGCACACAAUGGCUGAAUCAGGAGGUUCAUUUGCUUUCAAUCAGGACAGCGGCGCGGUGCCUACAUCUACUAGGCGUAUUCUCGAAUCCCUUGUGGCAUUAUUCAUUAGCAUCUUGCGGUAUGUUCGGAUAUCAGAAGACAAUGCGGAUAAAGUCUUUACAUUACUGGCACCGCUCAUGGACAUGCCUGGAAAGGAGGAAGUCAAGGCCGCUUUGAAAGAAUACAACGAAGAUGCCGUCUGGCUCUUUGAGCAAUAUGGGAUCGUCUGAGUGGAUUCGGUCCUGGCGAGCAAAAGGCUACCAUCACAUCAUAAUUGACCCGAAGAACAUCUUGCCGGCUAUAUCACUGAUCAUCGGGCGUACCGGGCUGAGGAAAUGUACAAUAUCACACCCCAAUGCUGGCCCGUGCUAAGAGGUCAAACGGCCCAUAUUAUACCAACAUUGGAAGCCACAUGUUGGCAGUUGGAGAUGGAGCUUGGUGCCUUUCUGAUCGGACAACGGCAGUUUCUCGAGAGUAGCUUGACCGAGUUCAAGUGGCACAAGUCUGUUGCCUGCAAUUUGGGGAGUCUCACUAAGUCUCAGCUGUCAGAGAUCACGACGUGUUUGGUAUCUCAGCCGGGCAAGCUCAGAACUUGACGACCUGGCAUGGCCCGUUUCGAGAUCUAGACGAACCCACGAUUGCAACGGCGUCCACACGUCCAUGCGUGUUUGCCAGAAUCUUCGGAUGUUGCUCACAGGGGCCUUUUCCCCGCAAGGCUUAGUAUGCACGGUUCUGCUCAGGUCCUCGACAUUUGUAGUAGAUAGUACAAUAUCAUGAUCAUACCGGGCGGAAUGGGCACUCAGACUUGCUUUCCGCCUCGAAACUUUAUGUAUCGAAC